This is a messenger RNA of Electrophorus electricus (electric eel), 1965 nucleotides long. It is a transcript of the gene ephx2, whose product is annotated as epoxide hydrolase 2, cytoplasmic. The record is from RefSeq and is a predicted model, not a curated record. Lineage: Eukaryota; Metazoa; Chordata; Actinopteri; Gymnotiformes; Gymnotidae. Gene Ontology annotation, molecular function: catalytic activity.
CUCCUCUGCUUAAAGAGUAGUCUACUGAAACGUUUUAUCAGUUUUUCUACUUCAAUAAUUCGAACUUUAGCCAUUCGAAUCGCUUUACGGGACCGACCGGCUUUUGUUCCAAUAUUCGUUUACGAUGAGCAAAGUUGUGUUGUUUGGUUUAUGGGGUGGUGUUAUAACACCUCGCCCCCUCGAGUCGUUCCAGAAAUUCGAAAAUUUUAUGAACCUACCAAAGGACUUCAUAUCGAGCAUCAUUGUCAAGGGGGGCAGUGAGAAUGCUCUGGCUCGGGCUGAAAAGGGAAAGCUCACUUUUGUACAGAUGGUUUCAGAGCUGGAGGCUGAGUGUCAGAUUGAGGCAGAGAGUCGUGGCCUGUCUCUGCCGGCUGAAUUCUCAGCCCAGAAGCUCUUUGAUGAGUUACGGUGUGUAGAAUUCAGUAGGAUGGUGCUCAAUGCUGCUGCCACUCUCCGGGGGCAUGGCAUACUCACGUGUGUCUUGGCCAAUCUCUGGGUUGAUGACAGUCUUCAGAGAGAUAAUACUGCUAAGGUUCUUUCAGUCUUGGCAAGACAUUUUGACUUUGUCUUGCGAUCCUGUGAUAUUGGUGCAAGGCUCCCUGAACCUACAAUGUUCCAGACUGCCUUGAAUAAACUGGAUGUCAAGCCCCAGCAGGCUAUAUGGUUGGAUGUAGAUGAAGAGAGUGUGCAGGCAGCAAAAAACCUGGGCAUAACUGCUGUUCACAUUACUGACAUCAGUGAAGCAUUGAAGAAGCUGGAGAAAUUGGCAAGGUUGGAGCUUUCUGAGGAGAAGAUGCCUCUCUCUUGCACCCCAGAAGAGGUCAUCCAUGGAUAUGUCACUAUCAAGCCUGGGGUGAAGAUCCACUAUGUGGAGAUGGGGGAUGGGCCUCCUGUUUUGCUUUGUCAUGGUUUUCCAGAAAACUGGUUUUCCUGGAGGUACCAAAUUCCUGCCUUGGCUGAUGCAGGAUUCAGGGUUAUUGCUCCAGACAUGAAAGGUUAUGGUGACUCAACUGCACCACCCGACAUUCAGGAGUAUUCCCAAGAAAAGAUUUUACAGGAUCUGGUGACUUUCCUGGAUAAGCUGGGCCUUGCUCAGGUUACUUUGGUGGGUCAUGACUGGGGCGGUGUGGUGGCUUGGAACAUGGCUCAGUGUCACCCAGAGAGACUGCGAGCGGUGGCUUCUCUAAACACUCCACUGUUCCCUAUGGAUCCAAACAAGGACCCAAUGGAGAGACUGAAGUCCAUCCCAAUCUUUGAAUAUCAAAUCUAUUUCCAGGAGCCUGGUGUAGCAGAGGCUGAGCUGGAGAAGGACCUGACCAGGACUUUUAAACUGCUGUUCUCUGCCAGCAGUGAGACCGAUACACAUCCUCAGGUGGAUAUGACUGGGAUCUGCAAAAGAGGAGGUUUGUUUGUUGGUUUACCAGAGGAAGUUCCCAGAAGUGCCUUGCUGAGUGAAACAGCUCUGCAGUACUAUGUCCAGCAGUACAGCAAACAGGGCUUCAGGGGACCACUUAACUGGUAUCGGAACGUGGAGAGGAACUGGCGAUGGAUGUGUUCCAGGCCAUGGGGCAAGAUCCUGAUUCCUGCUUUGAUGGUGACUGCAGAGAAGGACAGGAUACUUCUGCCCAUCUUUACCACUGGCAUGGAGAACAUGAUUCCCAAUUUAACAAGAGGCAACAUUGAAAACUGUGGACACUGGACACAAAUGGAAAGGCCUUUGGAGGUCAACAAAAUUCUGAUCUCCUGGCUGACAGAGACGCACCAGAAAGCAUCUAUUUCCAUCUCUCCAAAGCUGAGAUGACUCUUAAGAGUUUGUUCAAGAAUUCAAGCUUCCUGCUACUGCAGCUGUCAUUUAUAUAAUUCUGUUUCUAUGCUUUUCAUAGUUCUAGGCCCUGCACAUUAACCUCCUGAAAUAUGCCUUUAAAAGACCCAAAUAUUCUUUAUUAAAAGCUUUACACAAAGCAA